GAGUCCCGCUCUCUCCGCAGACAUAUAAACGAGGCUUUCGGUCGCAGCAUCUCAUUUUUCUCGAGACCAAUCUCCAGAAAGAAGAGUUAAAAAUGAGCGGACGAGGCAAGACCGGAGGAAAAGCCAGAGCUAAGGCCAAGACCCGCUCGUCCAGAGCCGGACUACAGUUCCCAGUGGGCCGUGUUCACAGGCUGCUGCGUAAAGGCAACUAUGCGGAGCGAGUGGGAGCCGGAGCCCCCGUCUACCUGGCCGCUGUGCUCGAGUAUCUGACCGCUGAGAUCCUGGAGCUGGCUGGAAACGCCGCCCGCGACAACAAGAAGACCCGCAUCAUUCCCCGCCACCUGCAGCUGGCUGUCCGCAACGACGAGGAGCUCAACAAGCUGCUGGGUGGAGUCACCAUCGCUCAGGGCGGCGUGCUGCCCAACAUCCAGGCGGUGCUGCUGCCCAAGAAGACCGAGAAGGCCGCCAAGGCCAAGUAAAGCUGCGGAGAAACCAACCCAAAACGGCUCUUUUAAGAGCCACACACUCCCUCUUUGAGAGCUCGGAGACCACUACGUGUUUUAUUAUGUCCAGCAAUAUAUAAUGGUCCAGUCAAAGCAGGUCUUCAACAUCUUUACAAGACAGCUACAGUAAAACUAGCAUCUCACAACUUUAAAGGUAAAGUGGAGGUUCUGCUACAGGUUCUUGAUAAAGUUACUGGUCUUAGUCUAACAAAUAUAAAGGAUUUAAAUGUUUAUCUCCUGUUAUGCAUCAAAUUGUGUCUCAAAGCUUUUAAAAAAACACAUUUUAUGAAACAUAGAACAAAUAUGCCGAUGGUUGAUUUGUUUAAAGGCCAAAAGUUGUGUAAGUUCUCAAUUCUAUUCAAUUUAGCAGGGAGAAAGAUUUGAGUUUUUCCAAAUUUCUUUUCGAUCUCUGGCUGAUUGACUACUGCAUCAUUUGAAGACCUGAGUCCAGCCUGUUGGUGUUUGGGGAAAAUAAAUUGCCCACCCACCUUCCCAUGUUGGAUUCAAUUCAGUUUAAUUUAUAUAGCACCAAUUCACAACACAUGUCGUCUCAAGGCACUUUACAAAGUCAAUUCAAUGGAAUCAUACAGAUAUGAAGUCAAGUACAUAAAUUCCAGUUAAUCCUAAACAUUGAACAGUGCAGUCAGAUUCAGUUAUUUAUUCAAAUUGGAUAAAAAGUUUUUCUAUCUAGGGAAACCCAGG
Molecule: messenger RNA, 1205 nt
Organism: Girardinichthys multiradiatus
Lineage: Eukaryota; Metazoa; Chordata; Actinopteri; Cyprinodontiformes; Goodeidae
Product: histone H2A
Exons: 2
Coding region: 93-479 (128 amino acids)
Cellular component (GO): nucleosome
Molecular function (GO): protein heterodimerization activity; DNA binding; structural constituent of chromatin
Source: RefSeq, a predicted model, not a curated record